Halteromyces radiatus is the source of this 578-nucleotide messenger RNA. RefSeq lists its product as uncharacterized. The record is from RefSeq and is a predicted model, not a curated record. The transcript has a single exon. Bases 24 to 512 code for a protein of 162 amino acids. NCBI's taxonomy places the organism in Eukaryota, Fungi, Mucoromycota, Mucoromycetes, Mucorales, Cunninghamellaceae. Gene Ontology annotation, cellular component: PcG protein complex; transcription regulator complex. Gene Ontology annotation, biological process: regulation of transcription by RNA polymerase II. Gene Ontology annotation, molecular function: RNA polymerase II cis-regulatory region sequence-specific DNA binding; DNA-binding transcription factor activity, RNA polymerase II-specific.
CACCUACUUCCUCUUCUACUUUUAUGCCUGGCCAUCCUUCAUAUAUGCCAAUGUCGAAAAUAUCAACCCAACAACAACAACAACAACAACAUUAUCAUGCACAUACUCCCGUUUCAUCCUCAAUCUCAAUAUCAUCAGCGCAUCUUCCUGUAUCACAUCAACAACGUCAUCGGUACCAUUGUCCACAUUGCAAUAAAACCUUCUCUCGACCAUCAUCAUUACGAAUUCAUAUCUAUUCUCAUACUGGUGAAAAGCCACAUGUAUGUCCUUACUUUAAUUGUGGACGUCGGUUUAGUGUACAAUCCAAUAUGAGGCGCCAUAUUCGAGUGCAUGCUGCUGGAAACAUGAUGAACAAUAAUAAUAACAAUAAUAACUUACCACGUGGUGAACAUCGGCUACCGUUAGAUCCCUUAUCUUUACCCCUUACUGGACCUUCUACUAUGACUUCAGCUAUUGACCAUCAUCCAUCCCAUCAUCUACAUAACCCUCAAUUUAUGCUUCAUGGACAUUGAUUUGAUACUAUUUACUUUUAUGACCUUCCUUUGUUUAUUAUAUCUAUAUUCUAUUUUAUUUCUUUU